This is a messenger RNA of Lactuca saligna, 417 nucleotides long. The record is from the annotation of a GenBank genome assembly. NCBI's taxonomy places the organism in Eukaryota, Viridiplantae, Streptophyta, Magnoliopsida, Asterales, Asteraceae.
AUGACAGAGACGGGGGAAGAUACGAGUAUCGACACCUUAUUGGAUGAGGAAACGAUCAACGCUGCGGUCCUCUACCUCAGCGGAGACACCUUAGCUUGGUACCGGUGGUCAAAUCAACGAAAGGUGUUGAACACUUGGGAGGUGCUCAAGGAGUUGUUCCUGAACAGGUUCCGACUAAUUCAUGGUGGCGACCUGUACAAGCAAUGGGCGGCGCUCAAACCAAAGAAUCGAGUAAAACCACGUGACUUCUCGUUGCGAGAUUCCGACAAGGAUGUGAUUCCGGACAAAGCAACGGAAUUCCAUUUCAGGAUGGAGAGAUGGGUACCAUUUCUGAAGGGCCAGGAAGAAAUGAUCAGGUCUAGGGGCAUUACAGUCAUUACACAAAUCAUGUACGUGGCAGAGAUCGUGGAGCAAUGA